CUCAACCACGAACCAUCAUCUCCUCCACCUAAGCCACCUAAACCCCCUCGGCCACAAACAACUGCUCCUACACAUAAACCACCUCCUCGACCUUCUCGAUCUCCUCCACCGUCCCCUCCACCAGCAUCAUCUAGUGAAACAACGCCUCACGCACCCGUCUCAACAAAACAUCAUCCACCUCCAACGCCAGAAGUACGCUCAACAACUACUCGUUCAACUACUGCAGAAGAGCACCUAAUCACUGUUCCACUAGUGGAUGACGAAGGGACGGAUCAGGAAACAUCGAAAUACAGCGGCCGGACAGUGAAGUCAGUCAUGCCAAACUUUAGGCGUUUAGAUUUGAGGCUAAGGGAUCAUGCGAAGAAAUCGUCAUUCGACCUUGCCGAUGAGCAAUUUGUUUUUAUGAAGUCUAUCAGGGAAUUCAAAAGAUAG
This is a messenger RNA of Cooperia oncophora, 432 nucleotides long. The record is from the annotation of a GenBank genome assembly. Lineage: Eukaryota; Metazoa; Nematoda; Chromadorea; Rhabditida; Trichostrongylidae.